Messenger RNA from Neurospora tetraspora, 1519 nucleotides. Its product is annotated as mannose-P-dolichol utilization defect 1 protein. The coding region runs from base 157 to 1044 and encodes 295 amino acids. Lineage: Eukaryota; Fungi; Ascomycota; Sordariomycetes; Sordariales; Sordariaceae. The record is from RefSeq and is a predicted model, not a curated record. The transcript has 2 exons.
CGGGCCAUUAGGACCUCCGAUUGUUAAAUGGUCACACUUUGACAACUUCGAGUGCCUUGUGAGAGCCAAAACUGCGGCCACAUCAAUUCAUCCUCCUGUCAAUCGGUAUCGAACGAUAGGCCCCGCCCCCACGCACCCUCACAAAUCGCCGACAAAAUGGACGCGCUUCGGUCGGCUUUGCAGCCUGUCACCCACAACCUUCCGGGUCCGAUCCGGGAUAUCGGCCUCUCCCUCAUCGGAGACUCGUGUUACAAGAAGCUGAUCCUCGAUAUCGACCUCGAGAACAACCCCGAAUGCGUUAAGCUCGGCAUCAGCAAGGCCCUCGGCAUUGGCAUCGUCGCUGCCUCCUCCAUAGUCAAGGUGCCCCAGAUCCUCAAGCUCGUCAACUCCAAGUCGGCCAGCGGCGUCUCUUUCCUGUCGUACCUCCUCGAGACUAGCAGCUUGCUUACGUCGCUCGCCUACAAUGUCCGCAACGGAUUCCCCUUCAGCACCUUUGGCGAGACGGCCUUGAUCCUCGGUCAGAACGUCAUCAUCACGGUGCUCGUGCUCAAGUACAGCGGCAGGGCUGGCAUCGCGGCCUUGUUCGUCGCGGCGCUGGCUGUCAGCGUUGCUACUCUCUUCAGCGAGCAGCUUCUCAACAUGCAGCAGUUGAGCUACCUCCAGGCCGGCGCUGGCGUUCUGGGUGUCGCCAGCAAGGUUCCCCAGAUCGUGGCUAUUCUGCAGGAGGGUGGAACUGGACAGCUGAGUGCAUUUGCUGUCUUCAACUACCUCGCCGGAUCCCUCUCGCGCAUCUUUACCACUCUCCAGGAGGUCGACGACAAGCUCAUUCUCUACGGAUUCAUUGCCGGUUUCGCGCUGAACCUGGUCCUCGCUCUGCAGAUGGUAUACUACUGGAACGCGCCCUCAGCCAAGGCACGGGGCAAGCAGAAGGUGCCUGCUGGCCCGAUUCCUGCUGCGGCGUCGUCGGCUACCGCUACUGGCGCUUCCACCUCCUCCGAGCCGAGAGCAAAGAGCAAAGGUCCCACGACCCGUCGCCGCGGUUAGACAGACCAGCGUGUAUUUCUCUUUCUGGCUGGGCUAGUUUGAGGAUGAUAUUGUGCGGGGUAUUUCUAGUUGCUUUUUCUGGUAUAUGAACAUUUUGAAAGACAUGAGCUUCCGAUGAAUCUUUGGUGUGAGCUGACUUUCCGUCCUGCGUACAUAUGCUCCAAAAGAGUUAUCCAGGAGCCUUUUGAAGAUAUCUAAUACUGCGUUCACGGAAACUGGAGGGCGUUUGAAUGAUUUGGCGUCUUCAGAUCAAACCACUGUCCUGGUCCGAUAACUUGCAUUGGUUCACCAAGAGACCGAUCGAGACUUGAUCUUGGUCCUAGGUCUAGGCUUCAGAAGUGACACAUGACCACGAAUUUAGAAAAUGUUGAGAUGGCAAUGGCGGUGACUGUUCAGACGUCAAAACAAACGAACCAACCAAGCUGCUCAGAGGCUCUCAACUACAUAUCCUGCUGUCCAGAUUCGGCCUUCCGAG